UUAAAAGUUAUGGCCUUGUGUGAUUUCAUGAAAUGCAGAUGGAAAAAAUCCCUUCACCCUGGCAGGCAAAGGGUUGGGAGAUGGACUCCAGAAGAAGACAAACGCUUGAAAGUUGCUGUGAUGCUUUUUGGGCCCAAAAACUGGAAGAAAAUUGCUCAAUUUGUGCCUGGGCGGAUGCAAGUGCAAUGUAGAGAAAGAUGGGUGAAUUCCUUAGAUCCUUCAUUAAAUUUGGAUGAAUGGACUGAAGCAGAGGAUUCAAAGUUGAAAGCGGCAAUUGCUGAGCAUGGAUAUUGCUGGUCCAAGGUUGCGGCAUGUGUUCCACCACGAACUGAUAGUCAAUGCCGAAGGAGGUGGAAGGUUUUGCUGCCACAUGAAGUACCUAUGCUCCAAGCCGCUAGAAAUAUACAGAAGGCUGCUCUGAUAUCCAACUUUGUAGACAGGGAGUCAGAACGACCUGCCCUUGGACCCAAUGAUUUUGUUUCUUUACCACAGAUAGAGUCAGUUCAAGAAUCUGAAACUGUAAAUCCUUCUGGGAAACGAAAGAGGAAAUCGCGACGGAGGAAUGAACAUACUGGUGAAAGCACAAUUUCUGGUGGCAUUUGUUUGGAGGAAGUUCCAUUGUUAACCGACUGCAAUGAGUUUGAGAACUUGAAUGGUGAAGAUGCUAUUCCAAGGAACAAAAGAGCGAAGAGGCCACGUUCAAAGAGCAAAAUUUCUACUGGUCCAACACCAGAUCAUUUCUCACCUUGGCCAGAUACAAACUUAGCAAUAGCCAAUGGUGACGAGGUUGGGAUAUCUGGUGGGUACAAGGCUUUAAAGAAGAAAAAAGCUCCGGGUCAACAAAAAAGGAAAUCAGAAGGCAGGCUGAAAUCUAGGAAAAUCAGCACAGCUUUGGGGUAUGACGCUCUUUGCAAUGGGAAGAGAGUAAGGGAACCAUGUUCAAAUGACAAUGAAGGAAAUGAUCCAGAAAAUCAUAAUCCUUCUUGGACAGAUCCAAAUUUGUUAAUAAUUACCAAUGGUGAAGAGGUUGGGAAGUUCAGAAGGGACAAUGUUUCCAAGAGUAAGAAGGCUUCUAAACUGCAUCCCAGAAAGAAUAGAUGUAGGGAACCACUCGAGGAUGUUCCCAGGAGUAAUAAAUCCAGCGAGGUUGAGACCUUUGGUGGUGAUGAUUUGCAUUCAGAGAAGAAUAAAAAUACUGAUCCAUUGCUACAUCAUUCAUCAUCUUAUCCAAGUUCUGUGCUGUUGAUGGCAACUGAUGAAGCUAUUGGGGAAAAUGGUAGAAAUGAUGCCCACCAGAGUUUUCAGCCAGACUCCACAGGUUUGGGGAUAAGGACAGCUGAUGGUGAUGGAAGUGAGACCUUUGGGGGGGAUAUCACCACACCUUUGAGGUGUUCGACACCUGAUAUUCUGGAAAGUGGGAACUCGAGAGCACCCUGUGUUAGCCAACAAUAUAGGGCCAAAGGCUCAAAGAGGAGAGAUCGAACCUGCUCUAAUUGGUUAUUAGAGUCACAAGAUGGUGAUGAGAUGACCCUUGCUUCCUUUCUUGUACAAUCACAUGAAUGCCGGAAUUCGGCAUUGGCCCCUAAAAAGGUUGCCAAGUUAUGCUCGAAGUUUGGUGCAAGAAGAAAAUCAGUGGAUGGCUCCCCAAAAAUCUCAUUACCUGUAAAGUGUUCAAUAUCUGAUCCUCCAGACAAUGAGAACUCAAGUGCAUCUGAAUAUUAUGGAAACAAUGAGGCAAAAAAUCCAGGGACUGGAGAUAAAAUUUGUACAAAUGAGAUAUCCGAAGCAAAAAAUGGAGAUGACAUGACUCUUGCUUCCUUUUGCAACAAAGUGAAGAAGAGAAGGUUUAAACCCUGCCAAAAAUGGUAAAUAUCAUUUGCUCUCCUUGCCGUAUGAAGUUUUUGUAGCUGAGGGAAUAGAUUAACUAACUACGUGACUCUGGCAAAGCUAUGAAACUCCGGCAAACUGAUAGAUUUAAUCAUCUGUUUUGAUUUUAGCUGGAGUUUAGUGGUUCUUGUAUUCAGCGAAUGCUGAGUGAUUUGGAUGAGUUACAGCCCGUAUAGCGACACCUAAACCCACAUUCUCUUUUGAUAAUGUGUAUGGCCUUUUGAAUUGUACACUGCGUGUUCUUUUUAAAUUUGGCACGCUUUGCUGCCUUGUUCUAAUUUUUAAUAGUGAGCAAAUGAUUAGCUGGCUACUUGUAGAACAUCUAUAUGAUAAGGGGGUUAGCAAUUAAAAUUUUUUGUUUAUCUUGAAUUUUUCUGUGUCUAAGAUUGUUUUGAAAUUGCUG
Ilex paraguariensis (yerba mate) is the source of this 2290-nucleotide messenger RNA. The record is from the annotation of a GenBank genome assembly. NCBI's taxonomy places the organism in Eukaryota, Viridiplantae, Streptophyta, Magnoliopsida, Aquifoliales, Aquifoliaceae.